Molecule: messenger RNA, 6343 nt
Organism: Thamnophis elegans (Western terrestrial garter snake)
Lineage: Eukaryota; Metazoa; Chordata; Lepidosauria; Squamata; Natricidae
Gene: CCNT2
Product: cyclin T2
Exons: 9
Coding region: 16-2259 (747 amino acids)
Biological process (GO): regulation of transcription by RNA polymerase II; positive regulation of DNA-templated transcription, elongation
Cellular component (GO): nucleus; cyclin/CDK positive transcription elongation factor complex
Molecular function (GO): cyclin-dependent protein serine/threonine kinase activator activity
Source: RefSeq, a predicted model, not a curated record
GCGAGAGAUGCCGCGAUGGAAGAGGAGGAGCCCGGCGCGCCGGCGGCGGGUGCUGCUUCGGGAGGAGGAGGAGGAAGUGUCAUGGCGGCGGCGUUGAGUUCCGGACCUAGCGCGAGUUCGGGGUCGCGGGGACCUGGUGGAGGCGGCCAGGGAAGUUCGCGCUGGUUUUUUAGCCGGGAACGGUUGGAGAACACGCCGUCGCGCCACUGCGGCGUCGAGGCCGACAAAGAGCUCUCCUACCGGCAGCAGGCGGCCAAUCUCAUCCAGGAUAUGGGCCAGCGCCUCAACGUAUCUCAACUUACAAUAAACACCGCAAUUGUUUAUAUGCACAGGUUUUAUAUGCACCAUUCAUUCACAAAAUUCAAUAGAAAUAUUAUCUCUCCUACUGCGUUAUUUUUGGCUGCGAAAGUAGAAGAACAACCACGGAAACUUGAACAUGUUAUCAAAGUAGCACAUGCUUGCCUUCAUCCUCUAGAGCCCCAGCUGGACACAAAGAGUGAUGCAUAUCUUCAGCAGGCCCAGGAAUUGGUUAUACUUGAAACAAUAAUGCUUCAAACUUUAGGUUUUGAGAUUACCAUUGAGCAUCCACAUACAGAUGUUGUGAAAUGUACGCAGUUAGUGAGAGCAAGCAAGGAUUUGGCACAGACAUCCUAUUUCAUGGCUACCAACAGUCUGCACCUUACUACAUUUUGUCUUCAGUACAAGCCAACUGUGAUAGCAUGUGUAUGUAUACAUUUGGCUUGCAAGUGGUCUAACUGGGAAAUCCCCGUAUCAACGGAUGGAAAACAUUGGUGGGAAUAUGUAGAUGCUUCUGUAACUUUAGAAUUACUUGAUGAACUAACACAUGAAUUUCUUCAGAUACUGGAGAAAACUCCUAGUAGACUAAAGAGAAUUCGAAAUUGGAGGGCUAAUCAGGCUGCUAGGAAACCUAAAGGAGAUGGCCAAGCAUCUGAAAACUCUCUUCUCAGCUCCUCUUUAGUUCAAAAUUCCAUUUUGGUGGAUGCUGUUGCUGGCGUAUCUGCAAAUGCAAGUUUCCAAAAACCAUCAACGUCCACAUUUCCUGCCCCAGUUCCUUUGAACUCAGGAAAUUUGUCUGUUCAAGAUAGUCAAGAUAAUCUGGCAAUAUUAGCUGCAGGAAUGCCAAGUACCUCAUAUAAUUUGUCAACACACCAAGAUUGGCCUCAGCAUCAAGAACAAACGAGGACAGAGCAAUUGUAUUCUCAGAAACAGGAGACUUCGUUGCCAGGUGCUCAGUUCAACAUCAACUAUCCAUCAAGCUCGUCAUUGCAGUUACAUUCCGGAUUGCAUCAUCGAGCCGACAAACUCUCUGAGUACUCUAUAGCCCACAAAGCAGGAAACAAACAUGGCCAGCUUGUCUCUGGACCUACGAUAAUGCCUCAGAAAAUGUCACUGGAUAAAUACAGAGAAAAACGUAAGCUAGAAACCCUAGAACUGGAUAUAAGAGAACACUACCUGGGAUCCGAGCCCCCCUAUAAAAAACACACCCAAACAUCAAACAGCAGUUCUGUAACUUCCCCUAUUAAAAUGAAAAUUCCUAUUGGGGGUGUAGAGAAACCUGAAAAAUACAUGCCAGACAAAAAAGACAAAAGUGGCUCACUCAAAUUGCGGAUCCCUAUUCCUCCCACGGAAAAAAAUACCACUAAAGAAGAUCUGAAAAUGAAAAUCAAAGUCUCUUCCUCGGAGAGGCAUAGUUCUUCUGAUGAAGGAAGUGGGAAAAGCAAGCACUCGAGUCCUCAUGUUAGCAAGGAAAAGCACAAGGAACAUUCCAUGAACCGUCACCACGGUGGCAGUCACAAGCAUAGUGGCAGCAGUAAACAUGGUAGUGACGGAUUAACUCCAGCUGUUCUGAGGAGUCCUGUUGGUUUGAGCUCCGAUGGCAGUGUCUCUAGUUCCGGCUCUUCAAGAAAGAAGCUCUUCAGCAAUGAUGCUUCUCACAACCAUCAUUCCAAAAUGAGCAAAAGUUCCAAAAGUUCAGGUAGUUCAUCUAGUUCUUCCUCUGUUAAGCAGUAUGUAUCCUCUCUCAACUCUGUUUUUAACCUUCCCUUACCCCCUCCUCCCCAUGUCACAUACCAGGUGGGCUACGGACAUCUCAGCACCCUCGUGAAACUGGACAAGAACCCAGUGGAGAACGGUCCUGAUGCCAGUCACGAGUACAGUACAAACAGUCAGCAUAUGGACUACAAAGACACAUUCGACAUGCUGGAUUCACUGUUAAGUGCCCAAGGAAUGAAUAUGUAAUCAGUUGUUUAGAUUCCUUUUCCCUUUUUUAAAUUUAAGAAUAUUAGACAAAAAUUCAUCAUCGUCUAAGAAGAGCAAAUCCAGCAGCUGUUGUCCACUUUAUAUAGAUAUAGAUAGAUAUGUAACUUAUACAUAUAUAUAUAUGUAUAUAUAUAUAUAAGUGCUGCUUUAUCUUUCACUCUGAAGAGAUUAGUAAAUGAGCCUGUCUCCACAUAUGAUAGUGUUAUAAAUACUCUAAUGAUACAGAAGGUGCAAAAAUCACAGUAUUUCCACAACCACAGUUAAGAACAGUAGAUUAAAUGGCUGCUUUUAGCUGUAUGGAAUGCCUCAUGCAUUAUUUAUAAUUGACUAUGCCAGCCACGAUUUUUGUUGCUUAGUGAAUGAAUGAGUAAUUUUUUUGUGUAUUUAUACUGUAUGUAUGAUUUGCAUGUUUCAAAGAAGGGAUAUGUAAAGUAUACUGACAAUGUUUACAACAAAAAGUGGAGAGAUUGUACAUACAUUUUUGUAUGUUUAGAUAUAUCAUAAAUAACUCAGGAUUGGAGCUGCUUGUAAGUAUAACCAGUGUACCUAACUUUUUCCCUUGUGUCAGCAUCGAUAAGGAAGAAACCUCAGUGGCACUUCAUGUUAAACGUUGGGCCUUAUUUGGGAGCCACUUCCUGAGCGCCAUCCACUGCCUGGGGAAUCAUGUGCUGGUGGGAAGUGGAUGAACAACCAUGGCAGGAUGACCCCAGCCACGCAAUGUGAAAAUGGCAUGGGCCUCAAUUUGUCAUAAACUAAUCGAGGGCUGAAAUGUCAGUAACUUUCAGAAGGGGGAAUGAAAAUAAAAAAGUUUAUAUAAUAAUCUUUUGAUGUGAAAGUGCAUUUAAAUGUUUGGCUUGAUGCAGUAAUAGACACACAGAGCUGUUAAUAAUGGUUAUAUAGAUUAACGUGAUUUAAGAGCUGAAAUACAUAAAAUUUCUAUAGUGACAUUAGUAAGUUUUUUUUUUAAACUUAAGUUAUUAGUGGAUAGGGAUCACUGUUUUCCAUUAGCAUUUCAUACAGAACGCCACAUUUUGAAUUUAAAAAGUGUGCUAUGUGAAUAAAAUGCCAUUUCCUUUACAGGUGGAAUACUAUCUUUGCAAUAAAUAAGUACAAUUGUUGGUAUACCAACUUUUCCCUUAUCUCAGACAAUAAAAUAAUUGUCACGUGUGCUACAUGAAUUGUACUUGUGAUUGUAGUAACGAAAAUUGAGGUUUUUUCAGAUCUGAAUAAUCACUCUCCAAUUAAACCACUAGUAUACAUUUUUAUGGCUGUGUCAUAUUACUGUUUUCAUUCACCUGCCUUUUUAAAAAUCAAAUUACUGUUGUAAAUGUUAAGUUCUUGUUUCAAGCUGAUGUCCCAUUUUUACCAGCUGUGACUCUUAAGUGCAUGGAAAUUACCUCAGCGUAAAUUCAGUACAGUAGCAACUGUUACUUACUGGGUGUAAAAUCUAAAAGAUUUUGUUAAGUUAUCCUCAUAUCUGAGAGGGAUCCACUACUUAGUAAAAUCAGUUCUUGCACAGUUUAUGCUCUAAUUGGUUACAGACAUUUCAGAAAAAAAUCUGAAAUUUUAAGCCCUUUAGCUACAUUAAAAGUGCUUUAGAUAAUUGUUGAGCAUGUAUCCAAUUAGUGGUUACAAAAUAAUGUAACUACUGUUGCAUCAAUUACUAUGUAAUAUUUAGUUGCGGUAAUGCAAAACUUUGUACUGCAUACUUGAAUACAUUUAUUUGAAUUAUGGGUGUCUUUUUAAUACUUUAACAUGGGCACUAUGAAUAAUGUAUCUUCAAAUUUUAAUCUCCUUAGCUCUUCAGUCUCUUUCAUCCAUACUUGUUACUUCUUCACCCUUGUAAUUUUUAUAUUGAGAAUAUUUCUUAAACCCUGUAUUGUGAAAUUUGAUCCUGCGUUGUUGCAUUUUAAGCCUUUUUAGACUUUCUUCACUACCUCAUUUAUGCUAUAAAAUCCUCAAGAGCUUUUGACAUACAGUGUAAGAAAGAUUAAAUGUUUUAAACUGUGAUUCCCAGUAGGAAGAAGACAAACCAGUAAAUGUUUGCUUUAAAUAAAAUUUAUUUACAAAGUCUCAUAGUAUUUGCUUCCCAGCUUGUAGCUUUGCCUUGGAAUGCAUUUUAUUCAUUACAGUUUGAAAAUAUAAUGGACACAUGGCUAUAGAUCUAAAUAAAACAACCCCUGAAUUUUACAUUUAUUGAAAUAAUAGUUGAACUUCAAUUUAGAUACUUGGAACCCAAUCCUUUGUAUUUCUCCACAAGUAACCCAUAGGAUUGGGAUUCAAGCCUGCCCUUUCUCCUCUGUUCUUUAAAUUUACUAUAUAUGGACUGGAUUUUUUUUUCAUUUUCAUUUUCCUACAAAUUGGAUUCUCUUUAAGAUAUCAACCUAAUUGAAGAGCUGCAAAUAAAGAAUCCAAAUUCUAUGAUGUUGAUCAAACUCUUAACAGAUCUGAAGAGUUUUACUUAAUAUGUUAAUAUAUGAGUACUUGCUGUUUCUUGAAUAUAAAGAACUCCUGUUCAUAGAAAAUGAGUCCUACUGGGCAGGAAGGAUUAUUUUACUUCACUUGGAAUGUACUUUUAGGUGGCACUGGAAUUUGUGCUUGAGGGGUUUAUAUAAAUCUUCCCCUUUUUAGGCACAUAAACUCACAGCAGAAGUCUUUUCCAUGUAACUUUUAAUGCAAUUUAUAGAGGUGUAUGGAAUUGUUAUGACUUAAUUCAUCUACUUGCAUUUUCACUUACAAUUAAUAUGAUCUAAAGUUACUCAAUUUUAUAAUCCAUUAUCAUUGUUUAUAAUUAUUAUUAACUCCUUUAGUUAAGAAAUCUACUCUGGGGAAGAACGAAUGUUCCCAAGAAAGAUAAAUACUGUUAAGUGUUAAACAUGUUGCAUAACCUGAUGGCUUAACUCCUGGACAUUUGCUUUGGUAAGAAUGAAAUUCAGUGUCUACUCUUGGCCAUGAAAUUUGGAGAAAAGUCGCAAGGAAGAAGCAUUUGCUCUCUUGCUGCUCUUUUCAGUGGAGGAAUUAUAUUCAUAUUCUUAGAUUCUAAACUUUGAAAUAAUUUGAAAUAAUUCAUUUGUGUAGUCAGUGUGUAUAUCCUGUUUAAAGCAUGUCAGGCUCCCUAGGAGCUCGUGCACUAUUUAAAAUUUUAAAAAAAUGUAUAAAACGUAUUUCUGAAAAACAACACCUGAAACUGCUAACUUUGUAUUCCAUGUGAGUCUAGCUUUUAACUUAAAAUUACUUUUAAUUUAGAAACUUAUAGUAUUUUCCUCUCAUUCCAAAUAUGCCUUUAAAGAAUCUAUAUUCCAUUCAGAGAAUAGGUAGACAGUGUCUGAAAUAGAGAGGGUUUUUUGUAUUUGUGCUGUAGAAGCAACAAAUGGCAAAGAGGAAUUAGAGAUGAAACUUAUGGAAGAGGAGGGAAGUUACAAGGAAAUAGUCUUGGGUAAUAAUACAUCCAGGGAUGGAACAAUGCUUAAUAGCAUAUAGCAGCAUCUGAUUUAAAUAAAGUUCAAGGAAUCUGAAAGAAAUGGGAAGAAAAUUAGACAUUUUGUAACGAAAGACCUUGUCAGUCAUCAGAAGUGAUAGCCCUAUAAAGCCCAACACUGAAAAUAGCACAUUUCUAUCUACUAUUCAUUCAUUUUGACAAGGCUACUGUACUGAGCUUUGAUUAACUCAUACAUGUAUGACUUAGAUUCUUGCAUUUAAAUAUGACUUUUUUUUUAGAUGGCUCAUAUUUAAUCUUGAAUAAAUUAUGGGCAGACUUCAAGUUACAAGCAGAAUUGGGACUGGCAUAUCCAUUGCUAUGUGAGGGAACAAUACUAGCCUAAAAUAUUUUACUUCAGAAGAAACUUAUUUCCUCUCGUCAAUUCCAGAAGCAUGCAAUAACAUUUCUUUAUGCAUUAAAAUGAAUCCGAACAACUGGCUUAUAUGAUUUUGGGAAGCAUUUUAAAUAUUUAACAUACAGAAACUGUAAGACUCCAAAUACAGAGAUCUUUUUAAGAAAUAUAAUUCACUGCCAAUUUCGAGUAUGAAAGAUGGAAGGCAGCCAAUUUCUAGAUGUGGUUAUAUU